AUGUCAAAAGCGACCACUUAUUCUAAUACUUCAUCCGAUGACGGAUAUCCAAAGUUAACAAUCCAAGGUCCUCUUUCAAGAAGAGGCCACGGCCCAGGGUUACUCCUCCUAGUCGACGCGGAGCUCGAUCUUCGUAAGCACAAGAAGACUUUAGACCCGCCGCCUUUGUAUAAAUGGGCCGAAGAGGGUUUUGCAGUUGCGCAAUUAAGCGUAACGAAAUCCGAUAGAAUAUUGAUACACGAUGGCAUACGCUCGGCACUCUCCAAGCUACUCACAUUACCGUCUUGUGAUCAAGUUGAGAAGAUUGGAAUCAUCACUUAUAUGCCUGUCUUGGAAUCCGGUGUACUAGAAGCCAUCGAGGCCCAUCCCGAAAUUUGUACCGUCGUCUGUUACGGUGCACUACUAACGGGUGUCACUACUAGCAAGUUGCCGUUAUUAGCUCACAUACCUGGACCUUUUACGAAAGCCCAAGAGGAUGAUAGUAAUAAUGAAGAAGGGGGUAACGAAAAGAAGUAUCACUACGAGAGUGCCAAAUCCUUCUUUGCGAUCCCCGCACAUGAAAACUAUCACGCUACUUCAGCAUCGGUGGCCCACACGCGUUCGCUCUCUUUUCUGAAGCCGCUUGUUGGCGCCCCCUAUUUCGACCUCGAGAAAGUGUGGGACGAGCACACGUACUGGGAAUUCCAAGCGCGAUCCGUCGAGGAGACGAUGGCGACUAUGGUUGAAGAACCCUACGUGAACCACGUGCCGACGCUCACAGGAGGUGUUGGACGACAGGCUCUGACCGAAUUUUACAGAGACAACUUCAUCUUCAGCAAUCCACCCGACACACAGCUUGAGCUCGUGAGUCGGACCGUGGGUAUCGAUCGCGUGGUCGAUGAGUUCCUAUUCAAGGCGACUCACGACCGUGUAAUAAACUGGCUCAUCCCCGGCAUCCCAGCAACAGGGCGAUUUAUCAGCGUUCCGUUCACGAGCGUGGUGAACAUACGCGGCGAUCGUCUCUACCACGAGCAUAUCAGCUGGGAUCAAGCGACGCUUCUUAGACAGCUAGGCUUGCUUCCAGAGUAUCUUCCGUUCCCAUAUCCGAUCGUGUCGGAUUCAGGGGCAUCAUCUGCGACAAGCUUCGAAUAUCGUCUCCCCGUUGCCGGUGUUGAGAGCGCACAUAAACUGGCGGACGAGAGCUCGGUGGGUUCGAAUGCGAUGCUUCAGUAUAAAUACAGGGAAAAGAUGUAGUUUGUACUUGACACCUGAGGCAUGUCUGAAGUUCUUUACACACAAUGUAUGUCAUACAUUCUCGUUCCUUUAGCUAACACAGUAUCUUUACUGUAACCAGCAACGCAGAUAAAUUUCUAUUAAUAGGCUGAUAGGUUGUGCAGGGUUACAGCUCACAAGGGUACAGGUUUUAUGUAAAUAUACCUUAUCCAUCCAAUGCUUAGAGCCCAAAAGCUCCCGCCAAGAAGAUCUCCAGGUUUCAAACCAAGGCUCUGACGUUGGGAUCGAUGCUGCUUUACAAUACUUUAGCUAAUUU
Messenger RNA from Daldinia vernicosa, 1528 nucleotides. Its product is annotated as carboxymethylenebutenolidase. Gene Ontology annotation, biological process: polyketide metabolic process. Lineage: Eukaryota; Fungi; Ascomycota; Sordariomycetes; Xylariales; Hypoxylaceae. The coding region runs from base 1 to 1233 and encodes 410 amino acids. The record is from RefSeq and is a predicted model, not a curated record. The transcript is spliced from 3 exons.